This is a messenger RNA of Macrosteles quadrilineatus (aster leafhopper), 2425 nucleotides long. RefSeq names its product elongation of very long chain fatty acids protein AAEL008004-like. NCBI's taxonomy places the organism in Eukaryota, Metazoa, Arthropoda, Insecta, Hemiptera, Cicadellidae. Gene Ontology annotation, biological process: fatty acid elongation, saturated fatty acid; fatty acid elongation, polyunsaturated fatty acid; fatty acid elongation, monounsaturated fatty acid. The record is from RefSeq and is a predicted model, not a curated record. Gene Ontology annotation, molecular function: fatty acid elongase activity. Gene Ontology annotation, cellular component: endoplasmic reticulum membrane. The transcript has 8 exons. The coding region runs from base 167 to 976 and encodes 269 amino acids.
GUUGCUAUAACCCUGUGAUCGUGAGUGCUUCUCAGGACUCGGAACUCUACUCAGGAUCUGACCACCCUACCACUGCCACCAUCAACAACACAGACUGAGGAAGCACGCCCUUGCGGUGGUGUUUUGUAAUUUUCACCACGACACCGCCUCUCCCAGACACCUCAAGAUGGCUGGCCUUGUCAAGAUGGCUGUUGACAGAUACGUCAACCUCAUGGACUCGAUAAGUGACCCGCGGGUGAAUGACUGGCCGCUGAUGUCUUCGCCCAUCCCUACAGUGGCGAUGGUGGCUGUAUACCUCUACGUCGUCAUCUUCCUAGGCCCCAGGGUCAUGGCCAAUCGUAAACCCUUCAAGCUCAACGGCAUCCUCGUCAUCUACAACGCCGCCCAAGUUGUCUUCAGCCUCGUCAUGCUUUGGGAGCACCUAAUGAGUGGAUGGCUGCUAGACUACAGUUACAAGUGUCAACCUGUUGAUUAUUCCCACAACCCCACUGCACUUAGGAUGGCUAGUCUUUGUUGGUGGUAUUACAUCUCAAAACUGACAGAGUUUGUGGAUACGAUAUUCUUCGUUAUGCGGAAGAAAGACAACCAGAUAAGUCUGUUGCAUCUGUACCAUCACUCGCUCACACCCAUCGAGACUUGGGUCUGCGUCAAGUUUCUCGCAGGUGGUCACGGAACCUUCUCUAACCUGGUCAACAACCUGGUCCACGUGAUCAUGUACUUCUACUACAUGAUGUCUGCUCUCGGACCUCAGUACCAGAAGUACCUCUGGUGGAAAAAACAUCUCACCACCCUCCAACUUGCUCAAUUCACCCUAGUGUUCAUCCAUUCGGCUCAAGUGCUCAUCUUCGACUGUGGCUACCCCAAGUUAGUCGCUGCGUUUCUACUCGUCCACUCCACAAUAUUCUUCGUCCUCUUCCUCGACUUCUACAACCAAGCCUACAGAGCCAGCCAGAAGAAGCUGCAGAAGCUGCAAUAAGACUUUUAUCGAAAUAGUGUUAAGAUGUGAAAAGCUGUACAUUUUAGGUGCUAUACAAACUUUUCAUUAUGAGCCAAAGUUAAGUCUGAAAGUACGAUACUUUAUGCUUAGCUUAGGUAUUGUAUAGUUCUUGCCAUUUUCUCUUCAGCUGUGAAUCUAAUUGAAUGUGAUAAAACUAGAAUUACUUUGUGAGAAUUUUUCCGAACCAAGUUUUAUGAAGAAACCGUGAGGAUUUUCCAAACCAAGGUUUUACAAAGAAACCAUUAUUCAAGAUUAUUUUAUGAAUUAAAAUUAAAUAAAAGAUAACAAUAUUUUAAACUGUACCCAAUACUCACAAAAUUUAUGUGAUAGCAAAUUUAUUAAUAUUAGACUACAAGAUUUUUAUUUUUAAAGUGUGUUCUGUUAAGAGUAUUAAAUAUCUAAGGUAUUUUGUAUAUGUAUUCUGAAAUAACACAAAAUUAGUUAAUUGCUUUAAAAAUGAAUGGCUUGCUAUAAAACAAGUUGAGAACUCAAUAUUUUAGGGCAGUAAAAUGUUUGAAACCUAGUUUUCAGUUCAAGAUUUUGGCAAUACUUAUAAUUUAUUUUACUUAUUGUAAUAAGUACAAUUUCUCAUACUUAUUUAGUUCAUAACUAACUGGUGUUCAAUUAAAGGAGAACGUAUAUUUUUCAUGAAUUAGAAUAAUUCUCAAGCUUUUAAAUAUUUAAAAAAUUAUUUUUUACAUGACUAAAACUUUUUUGGUACGUAACUGGCAAUAAAAGUUAACAAAUAGUGUUUAAAGAAAUUUCCAAGAUCAAUUACAGCUAAUCGAACACUUAAAAAUAUUUCACCAUCUUUAUGAAGUAAAGUUUACUCUUUACCUGAUGGAGGAACAAAUACCAUCUAUUAUUUUAUUUAUACAUCAUUACAUUUAUCACAAAAUAUUUAAGUCGUAUUUAUAACCGACCAUUAACGUAUGGAACAUUUAUUACACUGAAUUGUAGCACGUUCAAUACAUACUGUUAUGUGUACCCUAGUAACAAACUAUUUAUUCGCAGCAUUUGCGAUCGUAAGUCGCUCCCAGUUUUGUCUGAUCCUGUACAUAUUCUUGCCAAGUACCUUUGACCUAACCAAGGUUAAUUCUUGUAGUUAUUUAUCGUAGAUAUCCGUCCGCCGGCGCUGUCGUGCCUUGUAUAUAGUCUGUGCAAUCGAUCGAUUGCGGCUCAAAGAGUAUUAUUGUUAAGUGUUAUUGAAUUCAGUGAAUUAAGUAUUUAGGUUCGUCAAGAGGUUGAUUGAGAUUGAUGACAUGUUUCGUCAACGCUCUCAACCGAGCUUUCGGCUUAAGACUUUUGUUCGGGUUGUAAGAUUACGAGCGUAGAAAUAAGUUUGUUAAUAUACCUAUGUAAUCUCUAUACGAGAAAUCAAACCAGUCAAAAUGUAGUAUUGUAGAUUAAAUUUAUACUUUAAUGUAA